CAGGCCGCGGCCGCCGCGCCGCUUAAACGCGCCUACGAGCACGUGGACUUCCCCCUGAUGAAGAAAAGGAAACUGGACGACGACGACUCCCCCUCUGCCUUCGAGGAGAAGCCUGAAGAACCUGUAGUUCUAGCACUGGACCCCAAGGGUCACGAGGACGAUUCUUACGAAGCCAGGAAAACGUUUCUUACGAAAUACUUCAACAAACAGCCCUAUCCCACCAGGAGGGAGAUCGAGAAGCUGGCGGCCAGCUUGUGGCUCUGGAAGUCUGAUAUUGCGUCUCACUUCAGUAACAAAAGGAAGAAAUGUGUCAGGGAUUGUGAAAAGUACAAACCCGGCGUGCUGCUCGGCUUCAACAUGAAAGAACUGAACAAAGUCAAACACGAGAUGGAUUUCGAUGCCGAGUGGCUGUUUGAAAACCACGAUGAAAAGAAUUCCAGAGUCAAUGCCAGUAAGACUGUUGACAAAAAAAUCAGCUUAGAAAAGGACAAUGAGAGUUCCUCAGACAGCUAUGAGAACGUAGAAGAGGAGUACAACGAGAGCAGCAGCCCCUUUGGCCAGCGCGUCGCUGAGCUCGGCGGGAAACCCUCGGCCGACGGCGCAGCGGAGAACCCCGAGGACAGCACAGCCAAGGAGACCAAGGAGGAAAACACGUUAGAGUCUCCAGAGAAGUCCGAACAAAAGCAAGAGGAGAGCUCUAAAUAUGAAGAGAUUAUUUCUGCUGAAGAGCCAGCAAAGCUGGUAGGUGACGUUUCAGACAGCGACGGUGACCAGGACGACCAGGACGAUGCUGUGGAGUGGAAAGACGCCAAUUCCCAGUCCGAGAGCGGGCCUGGGUCCCAGCAGGGCUCGGAUUUCGAAGAUAACGCGCUGGAAGUAAAACCGGAAGUGUGGACAGAUGAAUCCUCCCAAAGCGAAGACGCUGGGAGCAGUAAACCCCCUGUGGAGGCCAAGGAGGGUGGGUCGGAAAGCGAUGAAGAACAGUCCAAGUGGAAGAAUCGUUCCUAUGGAAAAGUAGAAGAGUUUUGGUCUAAGGACCAGUCACAGUGGAAGAACUCAUCCGAGAUGGAGGAGAGCUUGUCCCGUCAGCAGAUGGAGUGGCAGAGCAGCGCACUGGACAGCGAGGACGGGGAGCGGUUCGGGGUGGCGGGCGGCGUGGCCGAGCCCAUGCACAGCAGCCUGCCCGGGGUGGAGCUGAGCAGCCAGCAGGCGUGA
Messenger RNA from Acanthisitta chloris (rifleman), 1215 nucleotides. Its product is annotated as activity-dependent neuroprotector homeobox protein-like. The annotation marks the transcript as partial. The transcript has a single exon. Gene Ontology annotation, biological process: regulation of gene expression. The record is from RefSeq and is a predicted model, not a curated record. Gene Ontology annotation, cellular component: nucleus. Gene Ontology annotation, molecular function: DNA binding. NCBI's taxonomy places the organism in Eukaryota, Metazoa, Chordata, Aves, Passeriformes, Acanthisittidae.